This is a messenger RNA of Anolis carolinensis (green anole), 841 nucleotides long. RefSeq names its product agouti signaling protein (gene asip). NCBI's taxonomy places the organism in Eukaryota, Metazoa, Chordata, Lepidosauria, Squamata, Anolidae. Gene Ontology annotation, biological process: melanosome organization; positive regulation of melanin biosynthetic process; hormone-mediated signaling pathway. The record is from RefSeq and is a predicted model, not a curated record. Gene Ontology annotation, cellular component: extracellular region. The coding region runs from base 317 to 715 and encodes 132 amino acids. Gene Ontology annotation, molecular function: neuropeptide hormone activity; melanocortin receptor binding. The transcript has 4 exons.
GAGCUGCAUUCUGGAAUGAGAUAAGGAGUUAUUCUACUUUCCUGUAAAAGGUGCUCUGCACAAUCUCUCACAGUCUCCUCUUUGAAACAGAUGAAAGCAUUCCAGAGUCUGCUGUUGCAAACUACACCAAAUCUCGUGGAACUGUGGUGUGUACAUGUAUUCGAGGAAGAAGGCCAAAUAACAGUUUUUGGGCACCGCCCUGCCAGUGGGUCUCUGCUAGGCAAUAUAAACAGGACCAACCUGCAUCUUUCAUUCACCAGUUGAUGCUUACUCCAAGAAUACAAAAGAAGAAGCAGACUAUUAGAAACCUACAAGAAUGGAAUAUAGGAACAUUUUCCUUGGCUUUCUCAUCUGCUGCAUUUUGGUUAUAACCAGUAGCUCUUACAUGAUAUUUGAGGAAAAGCAGAACACGAACAACAGUGCAGUAAAUAAUAACAAAAUCAAGUUCCCGGAUCUUCCACACAUCUCCAUAGUAGAUUUAACCAAAACCUCCCUGAAGUUAAGUAGGAAAGAAGCUGAGAAGAAGAAAUCUGUGAAGAAAAAAGUUCAGCAAAAAAAGCCUCCCCGACCAAGACCUUCACCUGCUCCCAACUGUGUGCCUACUUGGGCAAGCUGCAAGUCCUCAUCUCGUCCAUGCUGUGAUUUUUGUGCUUACUGUUACUGCCGACUAUUUCAGACAGUCUGCUAUUGCCGAAUGGGAAAUCCAAAUUGCUAAACGAAAACCAGGAAUCUCACUGAGACUCAGGACUCUGUUCCAUGGUAGGGGUGGAAAGGAGGGGAGUAUCAUAUUACCAUGACGUUAUGUCCCAUAGCGUUAUAAAGGACAUCUUUCUGUUUGUCA